Falco peregrinus (peregrine falcon) is the source of this 991-nucleotide messenger RNA. RefSeq names its product nicotinamide N-methyltransferase (gene NNMT). The coding region runs from base 72 to 875 and encodes 267 amino acids. The transcript is spliced from 3 exons. Gene Ontology annotation, cellular component: cytosol. Gene Ontology annotation, molecular function: N-methyltransferase activity. The record is from RefSeq and is a predicted model, not a curated record. NCBI's taxonomy places the organism in Eukaryota, Metazoa, Chordata, Aves, Falconiformes, Falconidae.
GCAGGGAGGAGGCUGAAAGUGAAAGUACAGCGGGGGCUGCGCCGCGGGCAGCAGCGCUGGCUCUCGGUAGGAUGGCCGCUCCAGCAGUCUUCACCGACGCAGAGUUUUACCAGCAGAGUUUCGACUCUCGGGAGUAUCUGAAAGAAUUUUACAACCUGAGCGACAGCCAGGGACGGCCGAACACGUUUCUGAUGCAAAACCUGAGGAGCCUGUGCAAGAUGUUCUCCCUGGAUGGGCUGAAGGGCAAUACCCUGAUAGAUGUCGGCUGCGGCCCCACCAUCUACCAGCUUCUGUCUGCUUGUGAGCACUUUCAGGAGAUCAUCGCCUUGGACUACACGGACCAGAACCGCCAGGAGCUGGAAAAGUGGCUGAAGAAUGAACCAGGAGCCUUCGACUGGAGGCCAGUGGUGAAAUACGUUUGUGAGCUGGAAGGGGACAGGGAGAAGUGGGCUGAGAAAGAGGAGAAACUGAGAAAGAAGGUGAAGCAGGUUCUGAAGUGCGAUGUGACCAAAGCCAACCCCACAGACCCCGUGCCCCUGCCUCCUGCCGACUGCAUCAUCUCCACCCUCUGCUUGGAGGCUGCCUGCAAGGACCUGGCCACUUUCCGCAGUGCUGUGAGAAACAUUGGUGCCCUCGUGAAGCCAGGCGGGCACCUGGUGAUGGUGACUGUCCUCCGGGAAACCUACUAUGCCUUCAACAAGCAGGUUUUCUCAUGCCUCCACCUGGACAGAAACAUGGUGGAGGAGGCUGUGGAGGGUGCUGGCUUUGAUGUGAGGUUCUGUGAGGUCCAGUCGUACCUGCCCGACAAUGUCUGCACAGACUGCGAAGCCACGUUGAGCCUCGUGGCACGCAGGCGUGCCUCAAAUACCGAAUAGGGUGUGGGUGCUGGGGAGGAAAACAGCAGCGUGUCUGGUUUCAAAAAUGCCUGCCGAUGUAACCCACAGCCUUUUACCCCUUUAUCUGAAAGCAAAUAAACUCAAAAGUGCUCUAA